This is a messenger RNA of Fomitopsis serialis, 1776 nucleotides long. RefSeq lists its product as uncharacterized. NCBI's taxonomy places the organism in Eukaryota, Fungi, Basidiomycota, Agaricomycetes, Polyporales, Fomitopsidaceae. The transcript is spliced from 9 exons. The coding region runs from base 147 to 1394 and encodes 415 amino acids. The record is from RefSeq and is a predicted model, not a curated record.
UCUGUGCCAUCCCACACGUCGUCAUACCCUCCUUCAGACGCUGCUGAGAGCUUCUGGUCCCGCACGAACUGCUCCCGAGGCUAUCCCGCUCUAGUUGAUUGUAUACCACCCGCAACACCACCCGAUCGUCAGUCCCAGCAGCGCCGAUGGCUAAACACAACGCGAUCAUUUUCGGCGGUGUGAAUACUUGCGCUCGCGCUCUGGCUGCCUACCUCGUACCAUCUGAUGGAGAGUCUCUUGUAGAGAACCUCCGGAUAGUUGACAAGUACUCGGUCUCACCACCGACUACAUAUCUUGGCGCGGAGUUCAAGCAAGUGCUGGAAAAACCCAAUGUAACUUACCGCCAGGCGAAUUUGACCGUAGCCUCCACCGUUGCGACAUGUUUCGAUCCUCCGGAGGGCCAGGAGCCUUACUCGUACGUGUUCGACUUGACAGGCGAGGUACAGUGGGAUCGGCCGGAGGCGGUGCAGAUCAACAAUACGCUUCGGAUGGCGCGACACGUCGGCCUGGAGGCGGCAAAACGCGGCGUGACGGCGUACGUGCGCAUCAUGCCCCCGUUCUACGAGUGCAAGGACAAGGGCGCGCACGACGAGAAGGAUGACCCGAAGCCGGACGGUGUGAUCGGUACGUGGUGGCAUGAGACGAUGAGGACGCUGGGGGCAAUUGAGGGGCUGAACCUCGUCAUUCUGAGGAAGGCGCUGGUGUACGGACCGUACAUUGAUUAUGGACCCAUCAUGUCUUCAAUCUCUAUGGCGGCGGUAUACGGCUAUCUGAAGCAGCCUGUCAAGGGCCUGUGGUCGCCGGGCAAGCACCCGAUGCACACAGUCCAUGUCGAGGACGUUGCGGGUGCGUUCUGGGCGUGCGCAGAGUGGAUCGCAAGCGUUGGCGGGCGCGCGAAGGCCGACGAGCUCGCAGGCGAGGAGAUCCCCUUCCACAAUGACAAGAGCAAGGUGUCGGAGAUCAGUGAGAUGGUUCCGCCGGACCGCAAGGUCGUCGCUCCGUUCUUCAACGUGGAGGAUGACGGGCAGCUCGCGAUGGUCGACAUUGCGACGCGCGUUGCGAAGGCGUUCGGGACCUCGUUUGAGUUCUUUAACUUCAUGGUGAACACGAUGGCUAAGUUCAAGCUGGAGGACGUGGUAGAGGACAUCAACGAAGCGCAUGUAUCCGCGUGGACGACGAUGAUCACGGAGGCCAACCCACCCGUGCCCAAUACCCACUUCAGCGCGUACACGGACAUUUACAACCUGAAGAAGCACGUCAUCGCGUUCAAGGCGGAUAAGCUGAAGCGCCUGACGGGCUGGAAACCCAAGCACCCGGAGCUCACGGAGGACGAAGUCCGCGACCUCAUCGCAAAGCUCAAGGCGGAAGGCAGCUGGCCGAACAACGACUCAUGAUCGCGCUCCCCAUGGCACGGAUUCCGGAACUCUGCUCUCUCGCUCUCCUUACAAACUCGAGCUUCGACGCGCAUCGUUAUUAUGGGCUCUCUGUGUGCUGGCGCGGGUGUUGAUGACAACGACGAUAAUGAUGUGGCAUGAAUUCAUCUGGAUGUGCUGUUUGGUUGAUUCUACCGUUCUUCGACUAUUUUGUGCUGACUCUCCCCCCUAUCUCUUUAUCUCCCCGUCUCUUCGCAGUUCUCACAUAUACAUAUUUCUGUCAAAGGUAUCUUACAGUCCGCGUCGAUUUGUCCCGCUUUCGCUAUCCACGCGUCUUAAUGUAGUUGCUGUCGGCCAUUAGGGCUGUAAUACUAGCGUCGCUAUUUGUAUCGAAGCUAGAUUU